GGGUUCCGACAGCAAAUGCUUGACCAAACUGUAGACUGUUAUCUCCUCCACACAAAAUUUAAAAAACCACUUUAUUUCAGCAAAUCACUUUUCACAAAAUAUAAAGGAGAGCCAUCUCAUAAUUAAUAAACUAAUUUCGAUUAUUUAUUUUAACACCAAAAAAAAAAAAAAAAAAACUUCCAUUUUCCACGCUCCAAGAACACACCCUUCACUUUGCACAAGGUUUUGCUAGCGUAGAAAGUUAAUUAAAUCGAAUAUUCUUUUCUCGUAAUCGGAUUGUGGCGAUGGACGGUAGUGGUUCGGGUCGACUCGCCGGCACUGAAAUUCAUGGAUUUUAUACAUUGGAAGAUUUGGAUGUUCAAACUAUGAUGGAAGAGGCAAAGUCAAGAUGGUUACGUCCAAAUGAAAUUCAUGCUAUACUUUCCAACUACAAAUACUUCCCCAUCCACGUGAAGCCAGUGAACUUGCCCCAAAGUGGUACUAUAGUAUUGUUUGACCGAAAGAUGCUCAGAAACUUCAGAAAAGACGGUCAUAAUUGGAAAAAGAAAAAGGAUGGGAAGACUGUUAAAGAAGCUCAUGAACACUUAAAAGUUGGUAAUGAAGAAAGGAUUCAUGUAUAUUAUGCACACGGCCUAGAUAAUCCAACUUUUGUUCGCAGGUGUUACUGGCUGCUUGAUAAGACUCUGGAAAACAUAGUUCUUGUUCACUAUCGUGAAACAAAGGAGUUGCAGGGUUCUCCAGCCACACCUGUGAAUUCAAAUUCCUGUUUAACAACUGAUCAGUCUACUCCUUUGCUUGUCAUGGAGGACUUUGAUUCUGGAGCCGCUAAUGCAUAUUAUAAAGAUCUCAGUGAUAGCAUUAAUGCAAAUCAUGAAAUGACUCUUCAUGAGAUUAAUACACUUGAAUGGGAUGAGCUUCUGGUGACAAAUGAUGGUAAUGACUCGGCUGUAUCUAGUGGAGACAUGAGCACUUGCUUUGACCAAUGGAACCAAAAAAUGGUAAAUGGCCUCUCAAAUGAUGGUGGCCCUAUCUCAGCCUAUAAUUCAUCACCGGACAUUUCAUUGCUUGACAAUUUAGUUGAUCCAGUUGCUCAGAGUAAUAAUGCUUACCUCAACACCCCAGGAGGUGUUUGUUAUCAAACACCAGGUACCGAAGUAAAUUCUACUGUACAGAGGGAAGACUCUAGUGCAAUAGGGAUGGGUAAAUCAUUGGACCUUUUGAUCAAUAAUGGUUUAGAAAGUCAGGACAGUUUUGGAAAGUGGAUAAACUGUACUGUGACUGGAUCUCCAUGUUCAAUGGGUGAUCCUGUGCCAGAAUCUUCAAGUUCAUCUGGUCAAGAUUCCUUAACCUCCCCAGGGGAAAUAUUUAGCAUAACUGAAGUAUCACCUGCAUGGGCCUAUUCAACUGAGAAGACAAAGAUUUUAGUCACUGGAGUCUUUCAUCAAGCUUAUCAACAUCUUGCUAAGUCCAAUUUGUUUUGUGUAUGCGGUGAUGUAUGCUACCCAGUGGAAACUAUUCAAGUUGGGGUUUAUCGCUGUUUGCUAUCUCAACAUGCCCCAGGAUUAGUGAAGCUCUAUAUGAGUCUUGAUGGACAUAAACCCAUCAGCCAAGUUCUCAAUUUCGAGUAUCGUGCUCCUUUAUUGCAUGACCCAGUAGUUCCUCUAGAAGACAAGUCCAGGUGGGAGGAGUUCCGGUUGCAGAUGAGGCUUGCUUACUUGCUCUUCUCCACUUCCAAGAGCCUUAGCAUUCUAUCGGGUAAAGUGUCACCAAAUUCCUUGAAGGAGGCAAAGAAGUUUGCUCAAAAGACUAGCAACAUAUCCAAUAGCUGGACAUAUUUGAUUCAGUCAAUUGAAGAAAAUAGAGCUUCAUUUACACAAGCAAAAGAUAGUUUAUUUGAAAUUGCUUUAAAAAACAGGCUGAAGGACUGGCUGUUGGAAAGAAUAAUUUACGGCAGUAAAACAACCGAAUAUGAUGCUCAAGGUCAAGGAGUGAUUCAUUUGUGUGCUAUUCUUGGUUAUGCAUGGGCUAUUUAUCUAUUUUCAUGGUCUGGCCUGUCACUGGAUUUUCGUGAUAAACAUGGAUGGACAGCUCUUCAUUGGGCUGCAUAUUACGGCCGGGAAAAAAUGGUUGCUGUUCUUUUAUCUGCAGGGGCAAAGCCGAACUUGGUGACGGACCCCACCACCCAAAACCCGAGCGGUUGCACUGCUGCUGAUCUUGCGUCUUUGAAUGGUUAUGAUGGGCUAGCUGCUUAUCUUUCUGAAGAGGCUCUAGUGGCACAGUUCAACGAUAUGGCACUAGCUGGAAAUGCUAGCGGGUCUCUUCAAACCAGUAGAACAGAGGCAACAAACCUCGUUAACCUUAAAGAAGAUGAACUGUAUUUGAGGGAAACUUUAGCUGCUUAUAGGACAGCCGCUGAUGCGGCUGCGCGCAUAAACACUGCAUUCAGGGCACACUCCUUCAAAGUUCGAGCUAAAGCAGUUGAGUCUUACAAUGCAGAGGAGGAAGCAAGAAGUAUAAUUGCAGCUAUGAAGAUUCAACAUGCCUUUCGCAACUACGAGGCUAAAAGGAAAAUGGCUGCUGCUGCCCGCAUCCAAUAUAGGUUCCGUACUUGGAAAAUGCGUAAAGAUUUCCUAAAUAUGCGCCGCCAGGCUAUCAAAAUCCAAGCCGCUUUCCGGGGCUUCCAAGCAAGGAGGCAGUACUGUAAGAUUAUAUGGUCAGUUGGUGUGCUUGAAAAAGCAAUUUUGCGAUGGCGAUUAAGGAGAAAAGGUUUUCGUGGACUACAAAUAACCACAGACGAAGCAGUUGAAGAGCAAAGGCAGGAAACUUACGUAGAAGAGGCCUACUACAUAAGCAGCCGAAAACAAGCUGAAGAACGUGUUGAGAAAGCUGUUGUACGAGUUCAAUCUAUGUUCCGUUCAAAGAAAGCACAGCAAGAAUACCGGAGAAUGAAGUUGGCUCAUGAUUUAGCAACGUUGGAAUAUGAAAGCCUUAUCGGCCCUCUUUCGGAUAUGAUGCUCAAAGACCAUAGAAAGUAGAGGAUCGGAGAAAAGUAGUAUAACAACAUGGUAGUUUCAUAUGUAAGUAUAUUAGAACAUUGGAAACAUAAGAUCUAUCUUCCUCUUAGAUAUGUUACCGUAAAACCGGAGCAAAUAUGUUGUAUGUAUCUAGUUUGUUACAAAUGUAUCUUGCUCUGGAAUUAGGUUAACAUCUGGUAAAAAGCUUGUUAGGUAAACCUAUAUGUAUAUAUAGGUGUAUGACUAAUUGUGCAUGAAUUACGUUGUGUGUAAGUUGAAACUGAAUUAGCUGAUAAUUGGUCUCGAUGUAUUUAGUUCUUUUUGUUUGAUUAUCACAAUUAGAGUUGUUACACAUGUUUCUAGCAAA
Messenger RNA from Gossypium raimondii (Peruvian cotton), 3381 nucleotides. Its product is annotated as calmodulin-binding transcription activator 5. Gene Ontology annotation, molecular function: protein binding; transcription coregulator activity; double-stranded DNA binding. Gene Ontology annotation, biological process: regulation of transcription by RNA polymerase II. The coding region runs from base 285 to 3035 and encodes 916 amino acids. NCBI's taxonomy places the organism in Eukaryota, Viridiplantae, Streptophyta, Magnoliopsida, Malvales, Malvaceae. Gene Ontology annotation, cellular component: nucleus. The record is from RefSeq and is a predicted model, not a curated record. The transcript has 14 exons.